AUGGAGUGUGAUGUUGACAAGAAAUUGAACGAUGAAAAUGCAAGUAAUAAAACUGCAAUUAAUCCGGAAAAUGUUUCAUCGAAGAAUAGUAGUGAUGGAAAACGAAAGCGUAAGCGACCACGAACCAAAGCUCUUCGACGGACAAUUAGAGAAAAGAUUGAAAUAGCAUUAUGUACGAGUGAUUCGCCAAUUCAGGAUAUUCUAGAAACAGAUAUGGACUGUAUAGUAAGUGCACCGCUGUCAUCGAUAAUUAAAUUACUGAAGUUAGAUACGGAUGAAUAUCAAAAACUAAGUUGCAAAGCGCUUAUUAGUAUUGGGAAUUUCUCAAAAUUUUUUUCAAUUACUGGUGAUUCAACGGAUACUCUUCAACUUGUGCUCAAAAGCAAUGGUUUAGAUCACAGUUCUACCGUUGUUUAUGUUGACAAUUUGCCUCAUGGCUGUAAAGUGGAUUUACUGGAAAAAUGGGCAUCAGCAUUUGGGACUGUUGUAUUUGUGCAUCCAAUAAUGAAAAGAAAAAUAAAUCCGAACAAAGGUUCCUUGGCCAGUAAUUUAUUCACAUCAGCUGAAGUAUCUGCAUCUACUGCAUGUACCGACGGAUUUUUUCAAAGUGCUUUCAUCAAAUUUUUGGAUGAACAAUCUCCAGUGGAUUUUGUGAAAUUUCAUCAAUUGUUGCGGAAGAAAGCUGGUAGUAGACGACGCAAAAAGCUGAAGUUAGAGAGGAAAAAAACAAUGGGAAGGAAUUCCGUUUCAAAGAUUAGGAAGAAGAAUAAGAUGCGAAAGAAGCAGCCAAAAAAGAAACCGAGAAAAAAGGUCGAUAACAGUGCUAAAAGUCAGACACGAAAGGUCAAAAAUGGAGAAGAGACAGUAGAAACCGGAGCAACCCAUGCUGAAAAACCAGCAAUGGGUGUGGAUAAUUCUAGCGUUGUUGUAAGAGGUGAAGAUGGAAAUUGCAGUAGGCGGAAGAAACGAAAAAGGCGAUCAAGCUAUGGAGUGGAUGAUAUAUUAGUUAAAAAACCCAAAGCGAUUAUUGAUGAAAUUACUGAUGAACCAUCGGAAAAAACGUUCAAAGAUGUUGGAACCGAUGUUCCUGAAGAGUUUUUAUUGAGCGAAGUUGGUGCUGCUGCAAAAAAACGGAAACGUGUACAUCGGCAAAAACGACGCAGUGAUAAGUCAAAAAAUCGCAACCUACGUCCGAAGAAAUAUUUUCAUAAUAUACAAGCAUGUUCAUUGAACACAUUCCAGAAACUUCGUGCAAGAUAUCUGGAGUUGCAGAAACAACAAAUGAUUCAACUGAAAGCCAAUUUGAAAAGAAAAGGCAUACCAAGUAAAGUAUCAGGUUUGAGCAGAAAGGAAUGGAAAAGGAAACGUGGACGUUGUCGACUUAUGAUGCGCGCUGCAAAAUUGCGUGAAAAAUGUGCAGAUCUCUCUCAUUGCAUCCCCAAGGAGGAUAAGCUUGCAGUUGUCCAAAGUUAA
Molecule: messenger RNA, 1473 nt
Organism: Brugia malayi
Lineage: Eukaryota; Metazoa; Nematoda; Chromadorea; Rhabditida; Onchocercidae
Exons: 9
Coding region: 1-1473 (490 amino acids)
Molecular function (GO): nucleic acid binding
Source: RefSeq, a predicted model, not a curated record